Prorocentrum cordatum is the source of this 888-nucleotide messenger RNA. The record is from the annotation of a GenBank genome assembly. NCBI's taxonomy places the organism in Eukaryota, Dinophyceae, Prorocentrales, Prorocentraceae.
AUGGUCAGGGACGCCGUCGAGGACGCAAGGCCGUCGCUGCCCCUCCCGAUGAGGAGCCUGGCCGUGGUCGAGUGUUCCUUUGGCAGCGCCCAUCCGCAGUUUGGCCCGAUACUCGCAGGCUCCCGGAGCCAUCGUCACGUGAAGGAGCACGGCCACGAUGGUUUGGAGGUUCAGCUCGACAUCGGCCUCAAGUAUUCCACCGAUGCGAACAUUAAGCUGCAGCUCGGAGUCAUGCCCUUCGGCAUCAGCCACAUCGAGGUGAACGGAGUGCUGAGCUUGCGGUUCACGCCUCUGCUCGACGAGAUGCCUGUCUUUAGCGCGAUGCAGCUGUUCUUUUUAACCCCUCCGCAGGUAAGCAUUCGCUUCAGCGACAUGCUGGAAGUCGCGAACACGCCUUUUAUCAUGCAGCAGAUCCGCGCAGCGAUCGACCACGCCAUCCACGACAGGCUCGUUCUUCCGAAUGCUCUGGGCAUCAACUGGGCAGACCCCGGCAACGACGAAACGGUGACGUGGCCUACUGUUCUGCCCUCCUAUGUUGUGCGUGUGAGCGUGCACCGGGCCAGCGAUUUGUGUUCCUCAAGCACGAUGCGAACCCGUGGCCCUGAUGCGUACGCCGUUGUAUCAGUGGGAGGCCGGAGGGUGCGGACCAGGACUGUGAGCGGGAAGAGCCUUACGUGGGCCGAGUCCUUCGAUUUCGUGAUCUACGACACCCGCCAGCAUUUCCAGGUCGAGGUCUUCGACGUCGACUUCGCCGGCAAGAGUUGGCCGAUCGGCAAGACCAAGGAGUCCCAGGUGGAGCACGCCGCCGCGGGCAGCAGCUCCGGCCAGUGGUGGGCGCUGGAGGGCGCCCCCGCUGGCGCGGCGGGCCACCGUCCUCCUCGCCGUUGA